AUGAAUAUGUCAAUUCAUGAUAUUCCAUGUCAAUCAUCCUGUCUAUCAAUUUUAUCUAUAUGUGGACAAUUACGUAAUACACCUCAAUCAUUUUUUAUGAAUAUUCCAUCUACUUGUCCAAAUAAUAUCAUUCAAACAUCACAUAAAAGAUGGAUAUAUGACAAUAAUAACAAUCAUCCUCCUCCUCAUCAUCAUCAUCAUACAACUAUAUCUCCAAUACAAUCCACUAAAAAUGAUCAUACUUAUAAUCAUAUACCUAAAUUUAAACAACACUAUACUCAAUUACCUAAUUCUAUAUCUUAUAUCUCAACUAGAUCAUUAUUUUUAAAUGAUCAUAAUGAAUAUAACAAGAUAAGAUCAAAUGAUCAUCAUCAUCAUCAUCAUCAUCAUCAGUAUCAUCAUCAUCAUCAUCAUAGUCAUCGUUAUCCUCGUCAAAUCAAUAAAAAUAAUCAAUAUUAUAUAGAACAAUCUAAACAAUCGAUUGAUUAUUUAAAUAAUAAUUAUCAUUUUAAUAAAUUACAUAAUAAAUUACCAUUUACACCAAUACAACAUAAAUUAUUAUUAACAAAAGAGGAUUGUUUAUUAUUACCACCAGGAGGUUGUGAUAAUUGGAUAGAUUCUUCAAUGAAUUUACAACAUUUAAAAUCAUCGAAUUAUAAAGAAUAUUUAAAAUUAAAUCAUGGCUGUCCAAAGGAUAUCCCUGAAAUAUGUAAUGAAAUGUUUCCUACAUUAUAUACAAGAAGUAAAUGGAUUAAAUCUAAUUUUACUGUGUCUGCUAUAAUACGUAUAUCUGGUACAUUAUGGUGGUUUGGUAAAAAUGAUCAUUAUCAACCAUUAUUUCGUUUUCAUAUAUUAAAAACAUUUGAUUCAGAUAUACAUCCAUAUGAUGAAAAAAUGAUAUUAACCUAUUCAUGGCCAUUAAAAUGUAUUUGUAUUAAUGAAAUUAUAAUUGGUAAAAAAUAUUUAAUGUUAACUCAUUCAUUUCAAUCAAGACAAACAUUAUAUAUAACAAAGAAUACUGUAUUUUUAUCACGUAUAAAACGUUAUACAAGAAAAUUAGCAUGUUGGAAAGGUGCAUGCACUAUAAGAUCUAGUCGUAAUCGUAAACGAAGUCAUUUUAUACAAUCAAAUACUAAACUACUAAAUCAUAAUGAUAGAAAAUUAAAAUAAAAUUAAAAAGAAAAAAACAAACAAACAAACAAACAAACAAGAUAUUGAACAUUUUCAAAAACAAAACAAACAAAUAAAGAAAGAAAGAAUUAACCCCCACCUCCACCUCCACCUCCAUCUCCACCCCCAUUAACAUUUUUACUAAAAAAACACUUAUAGUAAACAAGGAAUUAUUCAAUCUAAUUCAUAUACUAUAUAUUUCCCAUUAUGUUCUCUGAUAACGAUAUGAAUUGUUUUUCUUUUUUUUGUUUUUGUUUUUUUUCAAUAUAAUUGUUUAUUCAUUGUUUCCAUGGACAUGAAUACUUUAUUGGCAACAAGAGUUGUCUAUAAUCAAAUAUAAUUUCACUGGUUUAUUGCAAGGGGUAAUGUUUGUUUAUUUUAUUUUAUUGAUUUAUUUAAAACACAUAAAUAUUGAUAUAAGGAGGCAACAAAUAGAUAUACAUAAGAUAAAUCAUUUAAUUUGUGUGAAGGCUAGGAUACUGUCUAAAUCAAAACAUGUGGUUUUUUUUAGAGGGCUAUAUCCGGAGCCUUCAACCUAAAGAUCUAAUCGAAAAUGUAGUGGAACAACGUCAGGAGAUGCAGUUCCAUAGUAGUCGGUGAUCAACAAUUGGUUUAUACGUCAACUGUUUAUUCAGGAUACUAGAGCCCAAAUACAUCAUUGGUUUGCAAUUAGGGUUUUCCAACUCCCCCCUAGAUGGAGUUUUCGUGUUCAUCAACCCGGUUAAAGCUCCUCCUAAUCUAGUAAACAACACCCUUGUCAUGAGAGGACAAUGAGUAUGAUUUCCUUGACAGUGGAUGCAUGUACGUGGCCAUAUGAGAGAAUUUGGAGAGGAAGUGCUGACUCUCCCCAAUUCCGACUAACCAGGGCAUUUGACAUACUUAUAAUGAUGAGAAUGACUUCUUCAUUUUUUUAUUGGUUGUUUGAAUCUUCUUAUUGACUAUACGUAUGUUCUAGAUCCCACUGGUAGCCGAAAUUCAUCACUGCUUAUAAUGACUGGUUAAUUAGGACGACUAUAAUAGAAUGGAUGUUUUAUAUCAGUCGUGGAGAUUGUUGAAUUUAGAUUGAUAUCACAAAUGAAUUAAUGUUAGACCAUUAUUGAAAACAUGGAAGUUCUGGACGGCUGUUCCUUUCUAGCACAGAACUCCUCAGUAGUGUGCAUCUACGAUCCGGUAUGUCAGACUCAAAACCAGUACCUUCGGUCUCGCGUGAGGACACUUAAAGUCUCAACCACUAAACUGUCGGAUAUCCAAUUGUGUUGAUUCCUAAAUUCAACUAGUCCACGAAGUUAGACAUUAACACUGUUGAAUACCGGCUCAGCUGUUUAAAGGUUAAGCGUUCGCGCGCACAACCGGAGGUACUAGUUCUGAUUUCCGUAUACGGAAUCGUGGAUGCGCACUGCUGAGGAGUCCCAUACUAAGACCAAACGAUCGUCCAGUACUUCCAGAUUUUCCAUGGUGAACUACCUUAAAUCGACUUAUGAUUCCAACUAUUAAAUUUGAAUGAACAAUAUCAUCUACAUACUACGGCUAAAUGAGGGUGAUAAACCAGUGUGAGGAAUCGCGAUUAAUAUUGACAGUUGAUAGUUAGAGUUAGCAAUUAGAUUUGAUGGCUGACAUCAGCUAUGAUACCAAAACUCUAUUUAGUCAAAUAAAUGAAUUCAUUUCAUGCCAAAAUUCAAGACUCAUUAACUUUAAUCUGACUGGUUCCUUCAUAAAUUAUAGCCUCGCCCUAUGAUCUUUAUGAAGAUACAGUGUUUUCGUUAGGUUGUCUUAUAAGUUGAAUUUAAAAUAAAAACCAGUGAAUACAAUCAAUGUUCAAUAUGAAAGCAUAAAUAAAAGUCACCAAUAGUUCUAAACAAGAAUGUACUCGCUUAAUUAGUCUCAACAAUUCUUUACAGACGUAAAUAUGUUAUGGUUGAAGGGUUGACACUAACCCCGAUACGGCCGAGAGUUGAGAGAGUCAGCUCUCCCUUUCUAAAGGCUCUUACAUGGCCACGUGCACACAACCACUGUCAACGAAAUCCUACUCACUGCGUUGUCGUGGCGGGGGUGUUGUUAAGAAAAUCGAGACGACGAAAAGAGAAUGUCCGGUGCUCUAACUUGGUUGGCGAACACGGAGAGUCCACCUAGAUGAGUUGGAAAACCGUGAUUCUAAACCAAUGGUGCACAUGGGCUCAAGGAUCCUAAGAAAACAGUUAUUGUAUGAACGAAUCGUUGUUCACCGGCUACUAUUGGACUGCAUCACCUGAAGUUGCUUUACUGUCUUGUGGAUUAGACCUGUAGGUCAAAGCCUGGGGGAGUGACCUUUUCCUUAUGCUAAAUCAAUUACACGUCAACCAGAACUAGUAGUCUUGAGUCGACUCCGUAUCCUUAUUAGUUCUCUCUAUAGAAGCCUCUCGCCCAGCCCAGUCCGUUCAGUCCAGAACAAAAAUAUCAGCCUUUGCUAUGUGAAUACUACAUACACAUCGUAUGUCCGGUGCUUUAACCGAGUUGGUGGUUGAGGACAAUCCAUCUAGGAGAGUUGGAAAACCCUGAUGCACAUAGGCUCCAUUAUCCUGAAGGAACAAAUGGUGUAUGAACCAGUCGAUGGUCACCUGCUACCAGGGGACUACAUCUCCCCACGUUGCUCUACUGUCUUGUGGACUAGACUUUUAUGUCGUAGGCUUCGGGUGUGGUCCCCUAAGAAAACCACCUACCUCGGUUUGAGCACCCGGACAGUAUCCAAGCCCUCACACAAAUUGAAUGAUUUGUGUGGUGCAUAUCUAUUUGGUGCCUCCUUGUACCGAUGUUUAUGUGUUUAAAUAAAUAAAUGACGCUAACCACCAAUUCAUGAAUAGAAACC
Schistosoma spindalis is the source of this 4012-nucleotide messenger RNA. Lineage: Eukaryota; Metazoa; Platyhelminthes; Trematoda; Strigeidida; Schistosomatidae. The record is from the annotation of a GenBank genome assembly.